Tuber melanosporum (Perigord truffle) is the source of this 1549-nucleotide messenger RNA. RefSeq lists its product as uncharacterized. The transcript is spliced from 3 exons. The record is from RefSeq and is a predicted model, not a curated record. NCBI's taxonomy places the organism in Eukaryota, Fungi, Ascomycota, Pezizomycetes, Pezizales, Tuberaceae. Gene Ontology annotation, biological process: mitochondrial L-ornithine transmembrane transport. Bases 79 to 1224 code for a protein of 381 amino acids. Gene Ontology annotation, molecular function: L-ornithine transmembrane transporter activity.
GAUAUUAUAUAAUAUAAUAACCUGUUUCUUUUAAUUUCCCCUCUCUCUGAUGUCUACCUCCUCUUACUCACAGUGACUAUGCCGGAAAUACAGGAAAUAGUUGACGGAGGUGGGUCGGGAAGGAAACCGCAGAAUAACCUUGUGCAGGGGACCUCAGCGGCGGGAGCCAGAGCUUUGGGAGCACAGAUCAUCGCAUUCUACUUCCGGGCUCCGGUAAAGGCGUUUUUCAGACUACGGGUGGAUUAUAUGCACGUUCCAAGGGCUAUAAAUCCAAGAGUGCAAGCGAAUGAACGAUGGUCGUUAAGACAGUCCACUCCUGGGCUUCUAUUUCAUGCGGUAAAGCACCACGGAUGGAAGUUCAUUCCUAACCAAGUUCUCCCACCACUAGUAGCAAAUGCAACCAUCGGUACGAUCCUCUACACUUCGUACCUACAGGUCCUUGGAAGCCUUUACCAACCUUCCUCACAACCUACAAAACGAGUCUACCCACCACCCCCGUUCAGUGCGGCCUUCCAAGCCGGCUCUGCAGCUGGAGCCAUUCAAUCCCUCGUUGCGGCACCCCUCGACGCCCUAGUAGUCCGCUUCCGAGUAAACGACAUGCUAGAAGGAAAGUACACAUCUAUGUGGCAAUACGGAAAGCACAAACUUCACGAGAUCGGCCUCCGAGGGGUUUUCUCGGGUUACACACUCUCCUUCCUGAAAGAGUCCCUUGGAUACGGCCUUUUCUUUGGAUCGUUCGAGUACGUUAAACAACAAGCUUACUUCUCAUACUUGACAUGGUACUACGGCCGAAGGAGACGAAAGCACCAUACAGAGCAUGCCACCAUCCGUCCGCAUUACGCCCUCGAACCGAUUUUCCUGCUCCUAGCCGGAUUCUCGGCCUCAGUUACUCAACAGGCAGUCCAGCACCCGUUGGCCAAGAUCCAGGAUGUGCAUUAUGGAAGACUGGAAUCUAUCGAUUAUGCCUCGAAGCUGCAGCAUACUUCAGCCCUGAGGGAGUACGCGCACGGCUACGAGAAAACAUUCGCGCAGUGUAAAAAGCAGGCGGUGAAGGUUGGCGGGUGGAAUAAUUGGUUGUACAAAGGGUUUGCGCUCAACACGCUGAGGCAGGUGCCCAGUACAGCUGCGGGGCUGAUCGUGUUUGAGCUGGUUAGGAGGAAGUUUGGGGAUGCGAGGGAAGCGGUCGCUAUUGAGUAUGAGAAUUCCACGAUCUUGUUGUUGUAGGUGGAGCGAUUCGGCUAUUUAGAUGUUUUUUCAGAGGGCAGAGAGGCGACUGCUUGCGCGGUAUGUGUUUUAGCGGCAUUUUGUGGACGGUGUUUGGUGGGGAUGUUUGCUUGCAUUCCGGGCUUACUUGCUCCACUCUUGCUUGAGGGGUUUAGAUUGAGUGUGAUAGACUUUUAGGUGGCCUCCCCCAUUUUGCUCUCCCUUUCCUCUUUCCUGAAUGGGUUAGGGCUGGUAAAAUAUCAGGAAAAAAUAGAGAUAACGCGCUGUGGAGAUACUGGAGAUACUUGUACGAUACCGUAUAAACACAGAAAUAUAGGACUUCUCC